Olea europaea var. sylvestris is the source of this 1056-nucleotide messenger RNA. RefSeq lists its product as uncharacterized. The transcript has a single exon. Lineage: Eukaryota; Viridiplantae; Streptophyta; Magnoliopsida; Lamiales; Oleaceae. The record is from RefSeq and is a predicted model, not a curated record. The coding region runs from base 1 to 1056 and encodes 351 amino acids.
AUGAUCAGGUUCAACAAGGAAAGGCUACAAAUUCCUGACCUUCAUAUAACGGCAACGGUUUCUGCCCUCACAUAUGCCAUAAGGUGUGAGGCUUUCAAAAUGUCGCUAUCCAAAACUCCGCCGAGGACAGUGAUCGAGCUUCUUACCCGAGGAGAGAAGUACAUAAAUAUGGAGGAAACACUGAACCCGAGGAAGGUUGGACCAUCCCACGACAGGGUCGAGCAUAAAAGACAGCAUGACCCGAGCCCCCAUCAAGAACCACCUCAGAGUAAACAGACGGGAGGCUCCCCCGACGUCAUUCACACAUUUAAACACAUCGAAAACAAACGUUUUGAUGGAAAUCAAGGUUAUGAAGGAGCUCAAAUGGCCUACGAGAAUGAGGUCACCCCCCAGUCCAGGGACAUGAGCAAAUACUGUGAGUUUCAUCGGGAUCACAGGCAUACCACUGAAAACUGUAAAGCCCUACAACGGGAGAUUGAAGCCCUUAUUAAAAGGGGACUUUUGGGUUCCUACGUUGGUAAUGACAAACGGCCGAAGAAUGAUGGUGGUAGGGAAAGAGCCUUUGAAGCAAAAAGGGAUGGUCAACCCACUGCUGAAAUCAUCAACAUCAUUGUCGGGGGUAUUGCAUCAGGAGGAGAUUCGAACACUGGGAGGAAGCAGUAUGCCCGGCAAUACAUGACAAUCCCGAAAGCACAUCAUGGUGACCUCGAGGACAUAACAUUUGGUAUGAAGGAUCUUGAGGGCGUGUCUUUUCCUCAUGAUGAUGCCCUAGUCAUCUCUGCAAUAGUAGCAAACUUUGAGGUAAAGAGGAUCUUAAUCGACAACGGGAGUGCCGCUAACAUAUUGUCACAUGAAGCCUUCACAAAAAUGGGAAUCUCUCCCGAACAACUGAAGACAGUGAAAACCCCCCUUCAAGGAUUCGGGGGGGGGUAUUAUUGUUCCGGAGGAAGUGGUCGAGCUUCCACUUACCUUAGGCUCGGGAAAAGAACAGAUAACGGUGAUUACAUCUUUUCAGAUUGUCCGGUCUUCCAUGGCAUACAACGCCAUCCUGGGUAG